AUGGCUCCUCCCGGCAUCCAAAUGACCCAAAUUAAUUUGCAUCACAGCAAAAGCGCCUCGGCUAUCUUAGCCAGGAGCAUGCCUGUGAUGCAUACAAGUAUUGCACUAAUCCAAGAACCUUGGAUUUUCAGCAGCGAGGACCUCACAGUCAUCAAGGUGAGAGUAAAGCUGGCCGAGGAAAAAGACAUAGAGAUACUCAUAGGGUCAGUCUAUAUGCCCUACGACUCCAUGGACGAUCCACCACCGAAAGAGGUAAAAGCCCUGGUAGCCUAUGCAAAGGCCGGGAGGCUUGAACUCCUGCUGGGUUGUGAUGCAAACUCCCAUCAUGUGGCGGGUCUGGUAAACGACUGGAGGGUCUCGGAUGAGCCCUCUGGCUCUGAUCACAGACAAAUACGCCUAACUCUUCAGCAACUACCGCAAAUCAGCUGGGUUCGUAACCCACGAAAAACCAACUGGGAGGGCUUUAGGACUGAUCUUAAGGCGCAGCUUGUUGAGGCCCCAACCAGUUUCAGGACUAAAAAUAAUCUGGAAAAUGCGGCGGACUUCUUAAAGAACGCCAUUGCAAAUGCCUACGAGUUAAACUGCCCACCAAAACCAAGGAGCUCGGUGACUAAGAUCGACUGGUGGAACAAAGAGCUUGAAAAACUCAGGUUGGAAACGAGGAGGAAAUUCAGUAAGGCAAAAAGAACCAGACUUGCAGCACACUGGGAGGCUUUCAGAAGCUCCCAACGAGAGUACAGCAAGGAAAUCAAGAAAGCAAAACACAAAAGCUGGAAACACUUCUGUGAAAACAUUGAAAGUGCCCCAGAGGCAUCCAGGCUUCACAGAAUUCUCAGCUUAGAUCACCGUCCCCAACUGUCUUAA
Molecule: messenger RNA, 864 nt
Organism: Pseudomyrmex gracilis
Lineage: Eukaryota; Metazoa; Arthropoda; Insecta; Hymenoptera; Formicidae
Exons: 3
Coding region: 1-864 (287 amino acids)
Source: RefSeq, a predicted model, not a curated record